AUGGAUCUAAGUGCCGGUUUAGUGGAUUCCUGCCCUGGAAAUCUACAGGGUGUAGAAGGGUUCUUAUUUUUAACCCUUCUAAACGCCUUGAUGGCAGGAAAAUGCAACAUCGGAUCCAUCGAACCCUAUCCGAAAAACUACGGUCUUGAAUUGAAGGACGACGAAGAAUUUGAUUUCAUUGUAGUCGGAUCAGGUUCCGCAGGAUCAGUGGUGGCCAAUAAGCUAAGUGAAAAUAAGGAUUGGAGGGUUUUAGUGUUGGAAGCAGGAGGAUAUCCCUCGGCUACUAGUGAUGUGGAAGCAGAUGCAGAAAACUUGAUCCUUUUCAAAAUUAUGGGUAAAAAUUUAACAAUAAAACAAGAUGUGCUUUAUAAAUAUACCAUCUUUAACUGGCCCUUCCAAAAAAAGAUUGAAAAACUAUACUGGCGUCAUUAUUAUUUGACCAUUUUGAUACUAAAGCUUUUUUCUUCUUAA
Psylliodes chrysocephalus is the source of this 471-nucleotide messenger RNA. NCBI's taxonomy places the organism in Eukaryota, Metazoa, Arthropoda, Insecta, Coleoptera, Chrysomelidae. The record is from the annotation of a GenBank genome assembly.